Molecule: messenger RNA, 1139 nt
Organism: Hyalella azteca
Lineage: Eukaryota; Metazoa; Arthropoda; Malacostraca; Amphipoda; Hyalellidae
Product: E3 ubiquitin-protein ligase Ubr3
Exons: 7
Biological process (GO): ubiquitin-dependent protein catabolic process via the N-end rule pathway; protein ubiquitination
Cellular component (GO): ubiquitin ligase complex; cytoplasm
Molecular function (GO): ubiquitin protein ligase activity
Source: RefSeq, a predicted model, not a curated record
AUGAGUGUCAGCUACUCACCCUUCAUACCCCCACAGGACGCGUUCACACGGUCGUUCGUAUGCCACUACGGCCGUAUGAGUGACGCGUUCACACGGUCGUUCGUAUGCCACUACGGCCGUACUCACCAUUCAUACCCCUCACAGGACGCGUUCACACGGUCGUUCGUAUGCCACUACGGCCGUAUUUGCCACAUGCUGAACAACAGUUCAGACUUCGUGUCAGCAAGUCACCGGGCUGUGCACGUGUCCGUGCAGCUGUUCUCUGACCAGAAGCUCGCCCUCAGGAUGGUGCAGGACUACCCUCUGCUGGAUGUACUCGUCGUCUGCAUUCAGAGGAUCUUCGAACAGGCACAAGUUGACUUCAAGUUAAAUGAAAUGGAUCCUUCGCUAGCCCCGCUACGCAUCGUAGAUAUUCGUCACCGCAUCAUGAGAAAGCAAUGCUUCUGGCCCUUCGUCUCGGACCUGAACAACCUGCUUGGUCAUCGUCCUAUCGCGACCAUGCUUAUCUCCAACCUCUGGCUUAGGAACCAGUUCUUCAGCUAUAUUGCUGCUUACCAAUUCAUGAACCCUGUGGACCGGCGCGUGCAGUCUUACGAGGGGCACGUGGGGGGCGAGGAGCCCCCCUACCUGUCGGGGGUGAGCUGCGAGCUCGAGGUCAUCUCCAUAGGCGUGUGGAACCUCCUGGGGCACCUCGACGACCCUCACGACGAACAGUGCGUGUCGCACAUGAUGGUGCUGGUGGACUGCGCCAGGAAGGCGCUGCUCGACUGGUUCAAGAAGAUCGGCUUCUCGGGCGUCGAUACGGCGGCAGAAGUGCUGUCGUUCCACCUGCCGCUGCACCGCGUGCUGGCACUGUACCUGAGCCAUGCUACGAGGGUGCUGCGUAUUCCCCUCGCCAGACUCGUACCCUCGUUUGAGGUGCUGUCCCUCGCCAUCGCACAUCCUCUCAAAGUACAGUUGAUCUACCAAGAGACGUUGAUCGGGCUACACAAGAGCCCGCUGUUCGAUAUCCCGAAUCAAGUGAGCGCCUUCAUCCACAUCACCAUGGGCCACAUCACCAUCUGUACGGACCUCUACAUCCUGCAACUUGCUGCAGCACAUCUACGUCCUCAAGCUGUCGUCAUGGCAACCCUACACAA